Molecule: messenger RNA, 626 nt
Organism: Hypomesus transpacificus
Lineage: Eukaryota; Metazoa; Chordata; Actinopteri; Osmeriformes; Osmeridae
Product: Cyclin-dependent kinases regulatory subunit 2-like
Exons: 3
Coding region: 131-361 (76 amino acids)
Biological process (GO): regulation of mitotic cell cycle
Cellular component (GO): SCF ubiquitin ligase complex; cyclin-dependent protein kinase holoenzyme complex
Molecular function (GO): cyclin-dependent protein serine/threonine kinase activator activity; histone binding; protein kinase binding
Source: RefSeq, a predicted model, not a curated record
CUAACCGUAGGUUUCAAAUCUAGCUAAUCGUUAGCAGCAAGGCAAACGUGUGUUAAAGUGGCAGUCGUUCUUAUUUUAUCACAAGCUAGCUUUUGUUGAACCUCACCACUGGUAGCGUUUAAUUGAUAACAUGGCCCACAAACAAAUCUACUACUCAGACAAAUAUAACGACGAGCAUUAUGAGUACAGACACGUUGUGUUGCCUAGGGAGCUAGCCAAACAAGUACCGAAAUCACACCUGAUGUCCGAGGAUGAGUGGAGAAGACUUGGGGUGCAACAAUCACUUGGAUGGGUACACUACAUGAUACAUGAGCCUGAGCCUCACAUCUUGCUGUUUAGAAGGCCUUUACCGAAGCACUGAUUGAACAUUGAUGCUGUCUUUUUGGAACAUUCCUAGCUAAGAAUGUAGUAUUCAGUGAAUACUUGCCAACGUAAAUUUUGCUGUCAGCUGUGCAUUAGCUGGAUUUUUCUCAGCAACAAGAGCUCAGUUGGAUUUUGUGGAAAAUAUUGUUGCUGUCAUGGGUUUGGAGUAUAAGGGCAAAUAUUUUCAGAUAUAACUGUACACUACAAUACGUGCCUCUAGUAAUUUUGUUUUAUGGUAAAAUAAAGUUAUUUUGUGCAAUAGG